This is a messenger RNA of Ostreobium quekettii, 1314 nucleotides long. NCBI's taxonomy places the organism in Eukaryota, Viridiplantae, Chlorophyta, Ulvophyceae, Bryopsidales, Ostreobiaceae. The record is from the annotation of a GenBank genome assembly.
AUGGCCACCCCGCUCGCGUCGUCCACCGCCCCGCACUGGGCGCGCGGCGCGCCCCCCGCGCAGCCGAGGAGUCCCGCCACCGCGACCUGCGCAAGGUGGCUGGCCGCGGGGGCCUUCGCGAGGCGGUCUCCAUGGCUGCCCCCCGACUGCCCGCGGCCAGCUGGGAUCGCUGUGCGCUCGUUCGCGAACGACGACGCUCGGGAUGUGCAAGUGGAUGCGGACUUCGUGGAGGCGGUGAAUGAGGUGUGCAACAAGACAUUGAAGGCCAUCAUAGACCUGGAUGAGGAGGCAGCCCAGUCUGUGUACGAUGAGCUAGAGGAUAUGAGGAAACUGUUGUUGUCAGAAGAGGAUGCUGAGGCAUCGACCUUUCUCAGAGUGCUUCAGGGGCUACUACAGCACUCAAUAAUUGGAGAUGCUGCCACAUUGCAAGGGCUGUACCUUGACGCUUUCAACAGGCUGGCCAAUUCAAUUCAGGGCAGUGAGUGGAAAAUCGCAGAGGAAGGCAAGUCAGCUGAAGUAAAUGAUGGGAUCCCUAAAUUCUCAACAUGGGAUGAUGUGCUGAAAGGCAAAAGGAGCCAGCAGGACAGCCCUCAAGAUGUUGAGUACUAUGAGGCAUUGGGCUUGCAACCCUCCUCAAGUCAGAAAGACAUAAAGAGUGCAUACAGAAAACUGGCACUGCGAUGGCAUCCUGACGUUAGCAAGGAAGCUGAUGCUGAAAGCAUAUUCAAGAAAAUUAGCCAAGCUUAUGAUGUUUUGUCUGAUGAGACAGCCAGGGCACUGUAUGACAAGUACGGCGCUGAGGGCAUGAAGUCACACAUGGGAGCAUCAGCAGGAACCGGCAACUCAAAGCGCGACUGGGAUGAAUUCAAGCCAUUCAAACGAGAGAACCAUAGGACCAGGGCACGUGCUGCGGCCAGAGAAGCAAGCAGUGGAGAAAAAGAGGUUGUGCGUAGAACGGCUGAGGCGGGUGAUGUUGUGGAGUAUCCUCUUAGCGACUUAGUUAAGGACGAUCUUCAAGAUGGUCGAGAAAAAGGAGUUGGGCUGCUGGUUGGUAGAAACAUUGAUCGUGGGGAUGCUGACAAGCUUCCAGAGGACGUGCUGGACAUGUGUGAAAUCGAACCACUGAGACAAGAAGAACACAACUCCAACAGGUGGAUUCCUGAUGAGCUGGGAUGUUCAGCAUUCUGCCGAUUGGGUGACCUCAGCGUUGUACCUGUAUCGGAAUACGACAGCCGAUUUGACGUCUGGACAAUCGUGGCAGAGCUGUCACCGGGUUGUGGAGGUCCAGAAAUAGUGGAGGAAGUCAUGCUCUGA